AUGGGCUCGCAUGAUACGAUGAGAGAUGGGACCUUACACCACAAAACCCAGGGCGAAGUCACAACGCUCCGGUUUCUCCGCCGAGAGACAAAUAUCCCAGUGCCCGAAGUGAUUGCAUUCGACGACUCAUGCAACAAUGAGAUAGGGUUUGAAUGGAUCUUGAUGGAAUUAAUGCCUGGUGUCUCGGCAUAUAAGAGAUGGCGGACAUCGACCACCUUCCAAAAAGUGGCUCUUGUCCAGAAUAUAGCCGAGUUACAAGCACAACUCUUCUUUCAUACAUUUUCUGGUAUUAGACCCCUGACUGUUGGUGACGAAGAUCAGCAAAAAGUACACCCAGGAGAGAUGAUCAGAACUGCAGCUAAAGAAGAGGCCGAAGACGAGUGGGAUGAGGAAGAGGCUGCAUACACCCUAGAGCUUGCUCAUAGACUGGUUGAUCUACUUCCUAAGAUAUUCCCUUCACUCCAGAGUCCGCCCGAACGAUCAGUGAUGUUGCACGAAGAUCUGUUGCUCAAGCCCCAAUCUCUAAUGGGCUCAGUUCGAGAGGAAGAGCUAAAGCGACAAGACUAUGGGAACGAAAGCGACGACGAGGAAUAUGAGCUAAGGGGAAACGAAGAUGAUGACCUAGACAAUGAAGGCAAAUGCGAACUGUAUUCGGUUAACCUGAUGGAAUACGAAAACCCUCAAUUGAGACGAGUGUGCCGCGCACACAUGCGCAAAUUACGACCAGACUGGGAUACCGAGAUCGAACAAAAUGCGCUAAAACAUGAUUUCAUUGGAGCAGUUUUCCGAUGUGGGAAUGGGAUUACUCUUCAAAAAAUCGAUCAACGGGUUGAAGCGAUAGAAAAGGGUCAAUUUCUUAGACUGAGAGAUAUUCUGGAGGCAGGCUUGAGGGUGUAG
Messenger RNA from Talaromyces stipitatus ATCC 10500, 897 nucleotides. RefSeq lists its product as uncharacterized. The transcript is spliced from 4 exons. The coding region runs from base 1 to 897 and encodes 298 amino acids. Lineage: Eukaryota; Fungi; Ascomycota; Eurotiomycetes; Eurotiales; Trichocomaceae. The record is from RefSeq and is a predicted model, not a curated record.